Molecule: messenger RNA, 1593 nt
Organism: Capsicum annuum
Lineage: Eukaryota; Viridiplantae; Streptophyta; Magnoliopsida; Solanales; Solanaceae
Product: transcription factor MYBS3
Exons: 3
Coding region: 368-1399 (343 amino acids)
Biological process (GO): response to gibberellin; response to auxin; response to ethylene
Molecular function (GO): DNA binding
Source: RefSeq, a predicted model, not a curated record
AUUACCAUAUUGCCACCUCAACCUUACACCAAGUGGUGUUCCUUAUCUCUACCUUAAACCUAAGUAUUUUUUUCUCAUAUUGUCUUGUCCUUCUUCCUUUCUCUCUCUGUAAGCAUUUUUUUUCCCUCAAAAUUUUCAGCUUUCUCUCACUAUAUCUAUAUCUAUGUAGUUUCGAUUAUAGCAACAAAAACAAAAAGUUCAAUCAUACACCCCCCACUCCCCAAGAAUUUUGUGUUCUUGAUUUUGUUGUUGUUGUUUUCUUGGAUCAUGUGAAAAAAUACCCAUUUGGAUUUGGAUCUUGUUUUUUUUUUUUUUUUUUUGGAUCGGGUUUUAUCCGGGUUGUGAUUGGAAUUCGAGUUUUUUAGCCAUGACCCGAAGAUGUUCACAUUGCAGUACUAAUGGGCAUAACUCAAGAACUUGUCCUAAUAGAGGUGUUAAGUUGUUUGGAGUUAGAUUGACUGAUGGGUUGAUUAGAAAAAGUGCUAGUAUGGGUAAUUUGACUCAUUUUGGUGGUUGUGGUGGAGGGGGAGGUGGUAGUAGUACUGGUCUAAAUGGUGUUGUUCAUGAUUCACCUGGUGAUACACCUGAUCAUCCUGCUGUUGGUGGUGCUGCUGCUGAUGGUUAUGGUUCGGAAGAUUUUGUUGCUGGUUCUUCUUCUAGCCGUGAAAGGAAGAAAGGGGUUCCCUGGACUGAGGAGGAGCAUAGGAUGUUUCUACUUGGUUUGCAAAAGCUUGGUAAAGGUGAUUGGCGUGGAAUUGCUCGUAACUAUGUAAUUACUAGAACACCCACCCAGGUUGCAAGCCACGCCCAGAAAUAUUUCAUUAGGCAAAGCAAUAUGUCAAGGAGAAAAAGACGCUCCAGUCUGUUUGAUAUUGUUGCUGAUGAAUCAGGGGACACUCCAAUGGUGUCAAGGGAUUUCCUCGCUGAAGAUCCACAAGCCGAGAUGCAAAGCAACAAUCCGCUGCCUCCUACUCCUGUUGUGGAUGAAGAAUGUGAAUCAAUGGGUUCAGCAGCUUCUGCCAACUCCAUCGAUGGGGAACAUUCUCUUCCUAUACCUGAGAGUUCACAGUACCCUCAUCCACUCGUAUAUCCUGCUUAUGUUGCUCCAUUUUUCCCAAUGCCUUAUCCAUGUUGGCCAGGUUACACUGCAGAGCCAGCAAAGGCAGAGACCCAUGAAGUUCUGAAGCCAACAGCGGUUCAUUCAAAGAGUCCAAUUAAUGUUGAUGAGCUGGUUGGUAUGUCAAAGCUAAGUUUAGGUGAAUCCAUUGGUAAUGCCAAGCCACCUUCUCUUUCACUAAAGCUGGUAGAAGGCUCCUCCAGGCAGUCAGCUUUCCAUGCUAAUCCGUCAUCUGGUAGCUCAGGCAUGAACUCUAGCCACAGUCCAAUCCAUGCAGUUUAGUUGGGUGCAUUCACAUGAUAUGUUUCCUGUUAAUAUAUGAAAAUGUUCUGUAGUUGGGUGGGUUAGUUAUAGUUCUAUUUGUUGGGUUGAUCUUAAUAAGAUUGGUUUAGGUGUUAACUUCUUAGUUGGCAAUACUCGUAGCUUGUAGGCACUCUUGUUUUAAAGUAUUUAAGUUGAAGACUUUGAGUCGAAAA